Messenger RNA from Cuscuta campestris, 949 nucleotides. The record is from the annotation of a GenBank genome assembly. Lineage: Eukaryota; Viridiplantae; Streptophyta; Magnoliopsida; Solanales; Convolvulaceae.
CAAAAGAACCAAAAAAGAGAAGAGAAAAAAAACUACCAAAUUCAAAAUCCCAUUUCUACCCUUAUCGAAAUCUAUGGCACCAACAUCAAUUCCCCCAAGGCUAUUCGGUUGUGCCGCGGCGGCGGCGGCGGUGAUGACCGCUCUCCUUGCGGUGGCGGCCACCGCCACAGUGGGUCAUGAAGCGGCAGACGUCGUUCUCGGUCAGGAGGAUGUGUCUAAUGUCAAGAUAGAGACAAAAAACCCGGCCGUCGACGACUCGAAGGAUCAGAAUUCGGAGUCGUGGACGGAGUGGGCCAAGGAUAAGCUCGCCGAAAGCCUCCGCCUUAAGUCCGCCCAAGACGCGGCCAGGAACGCCAAGGACAAGAUCGCCGAUUCCGCCUCCGGAACAGGAGAGUAUGUUGCAGAUAAGGCGGAGGAGAACAGGCAUGCCGCCAGCAACAAAGCCCGGGAAGCCAAAGACGCGACCUCCGACGCCGCGGAGAAGACGAAGCAAAAGGCUUCUGAUACGAAAGACGCGACGUACGACGGCGCGGAGAAGACUAGGCAAAAGGCCUCUGACACCGCAGGGAGCGCAUACGAGAAGGCGAAAGAGAAGUCCGCCGAGACGGCCAACCAAGCGUACCAGAAAACCGGGGACGCGAAGGAAAGGGCGUACGAGACCGCCAAAGGCGCCGUGGAAAAGGCGUCCGGGACGGCGGAGAAGGCCACGGAGGCGGCGGGGAAGGAGAAGGUGGGGUGGGCGGCGGAGAAAGCGAAGGAGGGGUACGAGGCGGCGAAGAGCAAGGCGGGGGAAGUGGUGGAGUCGGCGAAGGAGACGAUCGCGUCGAACCUCGGGGCGUCGACGGAGAAGACUAGGGAGGCGAAGGAUAACUUGGUUUGCAGCGACAAAGCCAAGUGCAAGACGAAGAGGGACGACGAGCUCUAGAUUAUUAUGUGCUUAAUUAUGGUU